This is a messenger RNA of Linum trigynum, 1974 nucleotides long. NCBI's taxonomy places the organism in Eukaryota, Viridiplantae, Streptophyta, Magnoliopsida, Malpighiales, Linaceae. The record is from the annotation of a GenBank genome assembly.
GCAACCGUCAGUGGGCGAGUGAGAAACGGUGUCGUUUAAGCUAUGAGGAUUAGACAUUUCCAAAUCUCUUAACAAAUUAUUAAUGAUUAUUAAUUAGUGUUUCUGGAUUCGCCCAUAUUAUAAUUUGUUUCUUGAGAACAAACAAGUUCAGUGACUAAAUUGAACCUACGCAUAAGUUCAGUGACCAGCAGAGCCAUAAUUAGUCCUUACAAAAAAGAAACGGAAAAUAAGGGAACCGCGGGAGGGGAUUCUACGCACAGCAAAAACCAUUGCCAUUGUUGUGUUCUUUUCUUUCAUCGUCCGCUCCAAAUCCCAUUUGCAUGGCAAAGAAUUAGAAAACCGAAACACAGGAAGAAAAGAAGGCGGCAGAAGAACCCUCAUUGUCGGUUGAAUUAGAUCAAAGCCCAGAUUCUAACUCAUCGUGAAGGCGCGACCUUCGUUGGACGUUUCCCGCGAACAAUUUCUGGACUUCCCGCGUACCCUUUUCCAUAAUCACCCAUUGUUAUACCUGUAAAGGUCGGUUCUUUGUUUCCCCUCCUCGAUAAUGCGACAGUUUUCGAGCACUGAUCGACGGCUACUUUUUUAACAUUGCUUUGAUUCUCUUGGAAUUGCGUGUGUGGGGGUUCUUCUGAUCAAUUCUUCAUGAUUCUGGAGCACUGAAAAAGAUCGAUUCUUUGGGUGGUUGUUUAAUGAAUGUUUUGUCCUGAUCGUGUCGUGCCUUUUUAUUACGCUUUUUCCAAACAAAAUAUGGGAUCUCUUUCUGGUUUGUGGCUGUUUGAGAUUUCCUAUGCUCGUUUGUCGCCUUUCAUUUGGAUGAAAUUUGGAGGUUAAAGCUCCACAGCUAGGAUCUAUGGCUAUCUCCACCUUUAUCUCUCUUGGGCCCCACAGCAUCAAUGGCUGCCGGAUUGUUGAAAUUUGGUCGACUGGUUCAUUAGACCGUUACUCUUCAUGUCACAUUUUGGCUUGCAUUGCCAUGGGUUCUUCUCUUUAUGUUUUUUUUUUUUUGUCAAUGGCAGCUAAGAGACCUUUGUGUUUACAAAUUGGCAGUGAUGGAGAACGUAUCAGAGAGGGCAUUGAUGAAGCAUCUGCAGAAGGAGCAAGAGAGGGAGAGGCGGCGGAUAAGAGACAGGCAGCGGAGGCAGUCAAUGAGCGCUGAGGAGAGGGAGAGGCAUCUAGCUAGGCGGCGGAGGAACUACCAGCUGCGGAGGCAAAGAGCUGAGAAUGCUAGGCUUGAGCUUCAGCUCAAUCAACAAGCUACGGCGGCUCUAGCAGCAUCUAGUGGUGGUGGAGAAUACAUUGGCAGGGUUGUUGAACAUCAGCAGCAACAUCAGAUGUUGUUGCCUGUUCCUGAAGCUAGUAAUAGUGCUCAGUUCAAUGGCUUGGAUUCCAAUGGCAUUGUUGUUGAUCCAGAGCAUGACAGCUUCAAAGCAGCAUAUGCAAAUCCUGUUGCUUUGGAAGUUGCAGCUCAUGAUUUGGCCAAACUUCCCAAACAACCAAGAAUAAAGCACAUAAAGCAACUUGCAAGGUCUCUAGCUCGUAGUCACCAUGAGAACGAUACCAACAGAAUUGCAGUUGAUCUAUUAAUCAAGGCCAAUCCAACACUCAGUUGUCUAGUGCAGCAAAAAGGUCUGCGAUUCACUCGUCUCAAGAGGCUCGCAAGGUCCUUACAUUGUGACGCAGAGAAGAAGGCUGUAGAUCAGCUGCAGGACAAAGCAGUAGAACACAAUCAGCCUGAAGUUCCUCAGCCACACAAUAUUAGACAAGAACAAGACUGAGUAUCAAGAAAAGGGCAGCCUUUUUUCUGUUACUCAGCUAUUUCUUAAGGAUUCCUGUUACACCAACAAUUUCUGAUGGGAAACAUCUGCCAAGGGUAACUUUUUUUCAGCUCAAUCAAUUACCAUUUUGGAUAUAUCUUGACUCUUGAGUUAAAACCUUUUGUUCUGCAGAAUUUUGCAAGAAACUGAAGACAAGGCA